This is a messenger RNA of Pygocentrus nattereri (red-bellied piranha), 2571 nucleotides long. It is a transcript of the gene coq8ab, whose product is annotated as coenzyme Q8A, genome duplicate b. NCBI's taxonomy places the organism in Eukaryota, Metazoa, Chordata, Actinopteri, Characiformes, Serrasalmidae. Bases 279 to 2165 code for a protein of 628 amino acids. The transcript is spliced from 15 exons. Gene Ontology annotation, cellular component: extrinsic component of mitochondrial inner membrane. The record is from RefSeq and is a predicted model, not a curated record. Gene Ontology annotation, molecular function: kinase activity. Gene Ontology annotation, biological process: ubiquinone biosynthetic process.
CUGAGCAGUGUUUCCACGCCUCUUGUGUUGACACGUCCCAGUGUUUCAGAAGACCCGUGUUGUGAAUGGGUUUGUCUUAAUGGCCUGUUUUCGCUUCACCUCAGCUUCUUCAAGUCCGAAUUUCCAUCUAUGACACCGAGGAUGCUGUUGGCUAAAGCAGAGCAGCUGUGAAUCCAUCAUAUCCAACCAAUGAACUUUUGCCACUUUUAGGAUCAGAAACGUCUUCAGACUCCUGUGAUUACAGGUGAAUUACUUUGUGUUAUACGUUGUUUUAUGAUAUGCAGUGGAGAAAAGUCUGCAGGUUUAAAGGGGAAGUCAUGGCAGCUGAUAUCUUACUAAUGAGACGACUCAUCAGUCUCAGACAAGUGUCAUAUCAAAGUCACAGCAGCUCUCUGUGGCUGAGUGUUCAGACGAGGACCAGCCCCACGCUCCAAGAAGGCCCUCCGAAAGAUCAUGAGAACAUCUGUAAAGACCGACAUGAUUCAAAGUUCAGAGCUGUUAUGGAAUCGCACCAUAAUUACUCUCUCUUUGGCAAAGGAUUGAGAGAUACUGAAUGUGCCAGGGCUCUUAAUGACCUGAAGGACAAUGCAGAGAGCAGCAGCAUGGUCAACAUUUAUAGUCGUGAAUGUUUGUGGAAGUCUAGAUACAAGCUACUUGGAGGGCGUUCUUCCUCACAAAUGCUGGUCCGUGGACAGACCUGUUUAUUCCAUCAAGAUCACUCGCACUGUAGCGAUGUGAAAACAGGUGACCCAGCCAAAGAUGACAGAAAAAGUGACCCCAAGAAACACAAGCAAAUGCUCAGUGAGAGUGCCAGGGAGCGCAAAGUACCAGUUACGAGAUUGGGACGCUUAGUUCAUUUUGGAGGCUUGGCAGUUGGGCUGGGCUUUGGAGCAAUUGCUGAAGUGGCAAAGAAGAGCCUUCGAUCUGAAGAUAAGAAAGGUAAUAAGAAGGCUAUCCUCGACUCCAAUCCUUUUGUUUCUGAGGCUAAUGCUGAAAGAAUUGUUCGGACUUUGUGCAAAGUGAGAGGAGCCGCUCUUAAACUUGGGCAAAUGCUCAGCAUCCAAGAUGAUGCCUUCAUCAAUCCUCAGCUUGCAAAGAUCUUUGACCGUGUUCGACAAAGUGCUGACUUCAUGCCCACCAAGCAAAUGAUGAAAGUGGUCAGCAAUGACCUGGGUCCAAACUGGCGAGAUGGACUGGAGUUCUUUGAGGAGAAGCCUUUUGCUGCUGCCUCCAUUGGUCAGGUGCACCUGGCUAGGUUGAAGGAUGGCAGGGAGGUGGCUAUGAAGAUCCAGUACCCUGGAGUGGCCAAAAGUAUCAAUAGUGAUGUCAGCAACUUGAUGACUGUCCUUAGUAUGAGCAAUGCAUUACCUGAAGGGUUGUUUCCAGAGCACCUGAUUGAGGUUAUGAGCAGGGAACUGGCUCUAGAAUGUGAUUACUUGAGGGAAGCUGAGUGUGCCAAAAAAUUCCAAGAGUUAAUGAAGGAUCACCCCUACUUCUAUGUGCCAAAUGUGGUAGAUGAACUUAGUAGCCGGCAUGUCCUCACCACAGAGCUGGUGUCUGGUUUCCCUCUGGACAAAGCUGAUGACCUCCCACAGAAUCUGAAGAAUGAAAUCUGUGAGCAGAUUUUGAUUCUUUGCUUGAGAGAGCUCUUUGAGUUUAGAUACAUGCAGACUGAUCCGAACUGGUCCAAUUUCUUUUACGACCCUCAAACGCACAAGAUUGCACUGUUGGAUUUUGGAGCCACAAGAGGUUUUGAUGCAAGCUUUACAGAUGUGUACAUUGAGAUCAUCAAGGCUGCAGCAGACAGAAAUAGAGAGGGGGUUUUACAACGAUCUAUUGAGAUGAAAUUUCUGACUGGUUAUGAGUCAAAGGCAAUGGUGAAUGCCCAUGUGGAUGCAAUAAUGAUUCUUGGGGAGGCUUUUGCCUCAGAAGAACCCUUCGACUUUGGCUCUCAGAGUACAACGGAGCGGAUCCACAGCCUCAUUCCUGUAAUGCUAAAACAGCGGCUCACUCCUCCCCCAGAAGAGACCUACAGCCUGCACCGUAAGAUGGGAGGCUCCUUCCUUAUCUGUUCCAGACUCAAAGCUAAGCUGCGCUGUAAGAACAUGUUUCAAGAGGCCUAUGCUAAAUACUGGAGAGAUAGUCACAGAAAAACUCCAGUGUGAAGAAUGGUGUGUGGAGUUGAUUCAGGAGUGAGUAGUAUGCAAAUCAAGAUGACAAGAGGGAGCAUUAAAUAAAUAAAAAGAUAAAUGUAAACAUUGAGAUGGCACUUUAUUCCAACAGUAAUAACCUCACAAACUGAUAGAGAGGUAGGUGUUGUGAAUAGAGUAGGUCUAUGUGAUUUUUACAGAUUAUACAGUCUGGAUCACACCAUACAUAAAAAUAUUGUGAUGUGCAGCUUGAGCCAGUUACUGUAUUCUAUUCUGUAUCUUAUAGGUUAAAGUACAAGAUUGCAAAGGUGCAGAGAUGUUACUAAAGUAGUUUGCUUUUGAUGCCGUGUCUCAUGUCCCUGUUAACGUUAGCCCAAUUUGUGGCAUGCAUGUUAUUUUGCCAUUUACUAUCUUAAAGCUG